UUUAUAACAAUAUAUUAUCAAUAAUUUCGGAUAAAAAUACUAAAUAAUAUUACAUAUUUUUAUUUUUCUAGUUCUGUCGUUCUAAAUUAUAACUAAUUAAGAAGUUGAAGUUAGUGAAGUUUAAAGUGUUUAAAGUUGUGGUAACUGAAAAAUCGCAUCGAGUAUCAGGUAGUGUUAUACCAUUUUAAAAACUACAAUGACCAACCAACUAUUAAAUACUGACGAAAAAUAUUUAUUGAAAAAUGGUCGGGUUCUUCUAAAAGAAAUGUUUGAUGGGUUAGCGUACACUUACCCUGAAUUUAAUGUAUACCCAGAGAGUCGAAUAGUUGGAUUAAAAUUGAAGUCAGAAAAACGCGUAUGUUUACUUGGAGGUGGUGGAGCGGGACAUGAACCCUACCCAUUUGGAUAUGUAGGUGAUGGGAUGUUAUCGGCAUCUGUGAGUGGUCACGUAUUUACAUGCUGCUCAUCUCUGAAUAUUUAUCAAGCAAUAAAAUACUUGAAUAAUUAUAAUUGCAAUGGUGGUAUUAUACUUAUCGUAGCUAAUUACACUGGUGAUGUUUUUAAUUUUGGAUUAGCCUGCGAAAAAGCAAAAAAAAUUGAUAAUAUUGAAGUGGCUGAAUUAAUAAUUGGUGAUGACUGUUCAAGGCCCGGUGGAAAAGUAGGCAAAAGAGGAAUGUGUGGUUUAUUGUAUGUUAUAAAGAUAUUAGGUGCGCUAGCUAAACGUGGUGAGAGUAUUGACAAUUUAUUGAAUAUUGGUAAAAAAAUUAAUGAAAAGUUAGCAUCACUUGGAAUAUGUGCAACUUCAUCAAAUGUACCAGGAAAUGAUCCAUCUUUUUUACUUGAAAAAGGCGAGUUUGAAUUUGGAGUUGGAUUGCACGGAGAAGCAGGGACUUCAAGAAUUAAGGCAUGUGAUGUGAAAGAUUUGAUCUGUUUAGCAGUAGAUAAAAUAUGUAGUACAUUGGGUUUAAAAGAAUUUAGUGUUAUUUGUUUGAUAGUAAAUAAUCUAGGAUUAGUAUCACAUAUUGAAUUGGGUGCAUUGGCUAAAUACACCAAAGAAUACUUUGAGCAACAAAAAAUUAAUAUUAGUCGUAUGUUUGUUGGAACAUUUCUUGUAUCAUUAAAUAUGUAUGGAUUUCAACUAAGUGUUAUUGAUGUGAGCGAUAACCCAGAAUGGAUUAAUUAUAUCGACGAAGAAACUUCUGCAUUUGCUUGGGCAGGAAAUCAUUUGAGUAUCAGCAGUUCAACAAAGAAAAGAAUACAAGAAAAUAUCAUUUCAUCAACUCUUGAUGACAUAAAUUCUAAAUUAGGUGUAUGUAUAUCAGAAAAAUCAGUCCUAGUAUUCAAAAAUAUAUUGACACAAAUAGGAAAAGAUAUUUUAAAAAAUGUUGAUGUUCUAAACAAACUGGAUCAGGAAAUUGGUGAUGGUGACAACGGUUCAACUAUUUCUCGGUUUGCUUCAGAAAUGUUAACAUCUCUAAAUAAACUUCCGUUAAGCCAUCCAGCUAGUGUUUUGUAUUCAUUAGCAUUCAUUUGUGAAGAUAAAAUGGGUGGUGCUUCAGGAGCUCUUUAUAGUUUAUUGUUGACGGGAGCUGCAAGUCAUUUGGCUUCUAAGGACUAUUUAGACUGGACAGGGGCAUUACAAAAUGCUCUAGAAACCGCUAUGAAAUAUUCAAGUGCCAGAAAAGGAGAUAAAACUAUGUUUGAUCCAAUAAUAGCAAUAUAUGAAGUAUUUCUGAAAUACAGUAACGUAAGUUAUAAAAUUAGCUCUAAAGAUUACAGAAACAUUUUAGAAAAAGCAUUACAGAAUGUACAAGAUGUUUGCAAAAAUGUAAAAGAAAUGAAAGCAGAAUUUGGUAAGGCUUCUUAUGUAGAAAGUGUUACAUCUGUUGGUAAAAUGGAUGCUGGAGCUCAUGGUGUAGCAGUAUGGUUUAACUCAAUAUAUACAGCAUACAAAAAUAACACAGAAUAAAAAAAUUAUCAAUUUAAAUAUGUAGUGUUAAAAUAAAAUAAUUAAUUGUAUUU
Molecule: messenger RNA, 2022 nt
Organism: Sipha flava (yellow sugarcane aphid)
Lineage: Eukaryota; Metazoa; Arthropoda; Insecta; Hemiptera; Aphididae
Product: PTS-dependent dihydroxyacetone kinase, dihydroxyacetone-binding subunit DhaK-like
Exons: 13
Coding region: 197-1969 (590 amino acids)
Biological process (GO): glycerol catabolic process
Cellular component (GO): cytosol
Molecular function (GO): glycerone kinase activity
Source: RefSeq, a predicted model, not a curated record